AUGAGCUGCCGCAAUGGAAGAAAUGCCGCCACUUCCACUUCCAGAUCCUAUUCAUCUCUGGCAGAUCCUAUCAAGCUCCACUCCCUCCACGACGUGCUCGCGGCCAUCGAUUCCUUGAAAUCCCCCCAAAGCAUCGCGACCUACGCCUCUGCCAUCCGACUUUGCGGGAAUUCGAGAUCGCUCUCCGCCGCCAGGCGAAUCCGCGAUCACCUCGUUGGAAAUGGCUGGGAUCGAAACACCUUCCUCGGCAAUCUCCUGGUGGAAUUGUUUGGCAAAUGCGGCAGCUUGGACGAGUCCCGCCGGGCAUUCGAGAGAAUCGCGACGCCCAACACCUACUCAUGGAACAUCAUGACGGCAGCCUACACCGGCAAUGGGAAUCUCCACGAUGCCAGGAGGAUCUUCGCCCAGAUGCCCGACAAAGAUAUCGUGUCGUGGAACGCCAUGGUUACCGCAUAUUCCCAGGCGCGGCAUUUUCUGCCUGCACUAGACAUGUUCGACAAGAUGCCGCAGUGGGAUGUCUGGUCGUGGAACGCAAUCAUGAGGGUAUAUUCUCUGUCUGGCUCUCUCGACACCGCAAAGGAUCUUUUUGACAAGAUGCCUCAGCGGACAAUCGUGUCCUGGAACACGCUGGUUGCGGAAUAUGCCCAGAAACGGCAUCUCCGAGAUGCCGUGGAAAUGUUUGAGAAGAUUCCAAUGAGGGAUAUGGUGCUGUGGAACGAGGUGGUCAUGGUCUUCCUUGACGUGGGAAUGGCGAACGAGGCCAUCGAGCUCUUGGAGGCGAUGCCGCAGCGCGAUACCGUCUCUUGGAACACGCGAACGAAGGCGUUUGUGCAGAUUGGAGAUCUCGUAAAUGCAAAGAGGUCGUUUGAUUCCACUCCAAAGCCGGACUUGGCAUCAUUUACUACAAUGGUGGCGGCGUUUUCGCAGCAGGGGAAGCUCCGAAACGCGAGAGAGAUGUUCGAUCGGAUGCCCUGUCGAGACACCGUGGCGUGGACGGCAAUGGUCUCGGCUUAUGCCCAAAACGGGCAUGUCAGCAGCGCGAGAAAUCUGUUCCAUGAGAUGCCAGAGAAGAACCUGGUGUCGUGGAAUGCAAUGGUGGCGGCUUACGGACAGAACUGCGAUGGAGCUACUGCAGUUCAUCUGUUUAGAUUGAUGGAUCUUGAGGGUAUUCAAGUGGAUUCUAUAAGUUUGGUGAGUGCUUUGGAUGGAUGUUCUUCGAAGACAGCUCUGGCCGAAGGGAGAAUUCUCCAUGCUGCUGCUGUGGAGCUGGGCUUUGAUCAAGAUACAACGGUUGCAAACUCGCUAGUUGCAAUGUAUGCGAGCUGUGGAUGCCUUGGUGAAGCUCGCAAGCUGUUUGAUGGAAUUCUAGCAAAGAAUGUGGUGUCUUGGUCGACCAUGGUCGCUGCUUACGCACAGAACAGCAAGACUCAUGAAGCACUUCACCUGUUUAGAACUAUCCCGCUUGAAGGAGUGAUGCCAAACGAGGUGACUCUCACAAUUGUCUUAAGCCUGUGUAGUCAAACUGGUAAAUUACACGAUGCAAGGGAGAACUUCAUACUUGUGACUGGAGAUUUUGGAAUUGAGGCACGAAUGGAUCACUUCAUGUGUAUUGUGGAUCUUAUUGCAAGAUCGGGGAGAUUAGAAGUGGCAGAGGAGCUAAUAAACAACAUGCCAUUUGAGGCAGAUCCUUUGGCAUGGAGGACACUGCUUAGUGCUUGUAGGAAUCAAGAGAACUCAAAGCUUGGAGCCCAGAUUGCUGGCCAAGCACUUGAUGCAACAAUGUCAGAUUCAGCUUCUUAUGUUCUCUUGUCAAAUAGCUUCUGUUGA
Molecule: messenger RNA, 1827 nt
Organism: Selaginella moellendorffii
Lineage: Eukaryota; Viridiplantae; Streptophyta; Lycopodiopsida; Selaginellales; Selaginellaceae
Product: pentatricopeptide repeat-containing protein At4g02750-like
Exons: 1
Coding region: 1-1827 (608 amino acids)
Biological process (GO): RNA modification
Molecular function (GO): protein binding; RNA binding
Source: RefSeq, a predicted model, not a curated record